Lodderomyces theae is the source of this 1845-nucleotide messenger RNA. RefSeq names its product putative ATP-dependent RNA helicase (gene SPB4). The record is from RefSeq and is a predicted model, not a curated record. The transcript has a single exon. Gene Ontology annotation, molecular function: nucleic acid binding; ATP binding. Gene Ontology annotation, cellular component: nucleolus. Lineage: Eukaryota; Fungi; Ascomycota; Pichiomycetes; Serinales; Debaryomycetaceae. The coding region runs from base 1 to 1845 and encodes 614 amino acids.
AUGAAAUCUCAAGCUGGAUCCCUUGCGUGGGAUAACUUGAGAUGCGAACUAUACCCAUGGCUCAAGGAUGCUCUACUAUCGUUGGGAUACCCAACAAUGACACCCGUCCAAGCAUCCACCAUACCCUUACUUUGUGGAAAUAAAGAUGUCAUAGUUGAAGCCGUGACGGGAUCAGGCAAGACACUAGCGUUUGCUAUACCGGUGUUGGAAAAGGUGUCCAAGAGAUUAUACACCCCCGAUGAAGAUGGCAAAGUGGAGUCCUUAAAGCGCAAUCAUAUCUUGAGCAUUGUCAUCUCUCCAACUAGAGAAUUAGCCAAACAAACCCAAAUGGUGUUUGAUCAUGUGUUGGAGUACUUGCCCGAGGAGUUGAGCCCACGGAUAAAGACCCAGCUAUUGGUUGGGUCACUUGGUAACGUGCGCGAAGAUCUUGAGAAAUAUCAGGACAAUCAACCACAGAUUCUCAUUGCGACACCAGGUCGAUUAUUGGAUUUUUUGACCACUUCACCCAUUGUCAAGACGUCAAGUUUGGAAAUUGUCAUCUUGGAUGAGGCGGAUAAGUUGUUGGAUUUUUCAUUUGAAAUGGAUGUGGUCAAUAUUUUGAAGAAAUUGCCCAAACAACGACGAACGGGAUUAUUUUCAGCAACGAUUUCAUCAGCUGGUGAUACUAUAUUCAAAACAGGAAUGAACAAUCCAGUCAAGGUGCAAGUCAAAACAAAGAAUUUUCUUGGCGAACAGCAAAAUGCACCAACAUCAUUGCAAUUAUCGUACAUGUUACUACAACCAGAGCGCAAGAUCACUACAUUAUUGACAAUUCUACGAGACUACGAUUUCAAAAAAGUUAUUGUAUAUUUUCCUACAUGCACGUCAGUCAAACAUUUCUACCAGAUUUUCACUAAAUUGGUGGAUGAAAAUUUCCAUUUACAGUUUUUCUCAUUGCAUGGACAGUUGAAUACUAAGGCCAGAUUGAAUACAUUGGAGAAAUUCAUCGAUGGUAAUGACCCCAAUUUCAAAUACGUUUUGAUGACUACAGAUGUUGCUGCUCGAGGAAUAGAUGUCCCUGAAGUUGAUUUAGUGGUACAGUUAGACCCACCCACCGACCCCAGUGUGUUCUUACAUCGAUGUGGGCGUACAGGAAGAGCUAACAGAGCAGGAAGAGCAAUUGUCAUGUUGAAUGAUGGUACUCAGGAAGAAGAUUACAUUGGUUUUAUGGAGGUCAAGAAUGUAUUUAUGACCCAAAUGGAUCCUCUUAAGACGACAGAUCACAACUCGUUUCAAAAACAGCUUCGCAAGUAUAUGCUUGCUGAUCGAGCACGCCAUGAAUUAGCCGUCAAGUCAUACGUUGGAUUCAUUCGGUAUUAUUCCAAGCAUAUUGCCAGUCUGAUUUUUCGUUUAGCUACACUUGACUAUUUGGCGGUUGCCAAAAUGUAUGGACUAUUGAGAUUGCCCAAGAUGCCAGAGACGAAAUAUAUCGACAACUCACUUAUGCCCCAAGAUGGUUGGCUUGGUGAACCUAUUGAUAUGGACACUUAUGCAUAUGCAGACAAGUUACAGGAGAAAUCGAGGGUGGAUAAUUUGCAACGCGAUAAGGAGUUGAAGAUUGCCAAUGCCAAGAAGCGUAAAGAGUUGAAAAUUAAAAAUGAAGCAUGGUCAAGCAAGACUGAUCACAAAGAGACCAAGCAGGAGAGAAAGGCGAAAAUGAAGCGGAAACGUGAAGCGAUUGAGAAGCAGUUGAUGGAGAAUGAUGAUGAAGAAGUGCAACAAACGCAACAAGAUUGGAAAGAUUUGAUUAGGCAAUCAAAAAAGGCAAAGAAUCAAACUAUGCAAGGCUCAUUUGAUGAUUUAUAG